AUGUCCUUAAUUGAGUUGAUUGAAUCAAACGUGGCACAUCAUGCAAAGCCAGAAGGGAUCAAAUUUACCUAUGGUACGGCUGGGUUUCGUAUGGAUGCAAAGUACCUCGACUAUGUCAAUUACACAGUGGGGAUUUUAGCCUCACUUCGUUCCAAAUAUCUCGGCGGCAAGACUGUUGGUGUUAUGAUUACAGCAUCACAUAACCCACCUCCAGAUAAUGGUGUUAAAGUCGUUGACCCAUUGGGAAGCAUGCUUGAAAGUAAAUGGGAACACUAUGCUACUGAACUUGCAAAUUCCUCACAUGACCAAUUAGUAAGCACAGUGGAAAGAUUGAUUGAAGAAUUAAAAAUUGACUUGAACACCGAGAGUUCAAUUGUCAUUGCUCGUGACUCAAGGGAGAGUUCGGAGAGAUUGACUAAAUCUACAAUUGAUGGUUUCAAAAGUGUUCCUCGUACACAAUACAAAGAUUUUGGCUUACUAACCACACCCGAAUUGCACUACCUUACAAGAACUUAUAAUGACGACAGUUUUGGUCCUGCUAAUGAAGAUGGGUAUUAUACAAAGUUGGCCAAUUCUUUUAAGGAGAUUUUCAAAUUGUCUGAAACUCAGGACGCUAUUGAUAUAACUAUUGACGCAGCAAAUGGUGUUGGUGCCCCCAAAAUUGAAGAGCUAUUGAAAAACUAUCUUGCUCACGAAAUCAAGUUUACCGUUGUUAAUGAUGCCUACAAAAAGCCGGAUCUUUUAAACUAUGAAUGUGGUGCCGACUUUGUCAAGACCAACCAAAAAUUGCCCAAAAAUGUCGAGCCUGUUGCAGAAAGAUUGUAUGCAUCAUUCGAUGGCGAUGCGGAUAGGUUGAUUUGUUAUUACCAAACCCUGCAAGGGCAAUUUGUUCUUCUUGAUGGUGACAAGAUUGCAACAUUAAUUGCCUUGUUUUUGCAACAAUUGUUUAAAAACAUUGAUGCAGAUAAAUUAACCCUAGACAUCGGAAUUGUACAAACCGCAUACGCCAAUGGAUCUUCUUCAAAAUACGUCGAAGAGGUCUUGAAAUUACCAGUGCGUUGUACAUCGACGGGUGUUAAGCAUUUGCACCACGAAGCUGAAAAAUUUGACAUUGGUGUAUACUUUGAAGCCAACGGACAUGGCACCGUUGUUUUUAGCCCUGAGGCAGAAAAAAAAAUAUUUGCAUAUCAAGCUGCUUUAGAGAAUGACAAGGAGAAAAGGGCAAUUCGCGUUUUACAAGAGUUUAGCAAAUUGAUCAAUCAAACUGUUGGAGAUGCUAUUUCAGAUUUGUUAGUUGUAUUAAUAAUCCUCCAUUAUUUGGAUCUUACUCCAGAGAAAUGGAACCAGGCAUAUACAGACUUACCAAACAAGUUGACCAAGGUUGUAGUUCCUGACAGAACCAUAUUCCAAACCACCAAUGCCGAGAGAACAUUAGUCAAACCUGACGGAAUGCAAGCCAAGAUUGAUGAGCUCGUUUCCAAAUACCCAAAAGCUAGGUCAUUUGUUAGAGCUUCUGGUACAGAAGAUGCUGUGCGUGUAUAUGCUGAAGCAGAUACCGCGGAGCACGUUGAAGCGUUAUCCAAAGCAGUUUCAGAAUUGCUUGAUUAG
This is a messenger RNA of Lodderomyces elongisporus, 1608 nucleotides long. It is a transcript of the gene AGM1, whose product is annotated as phosphoacetylglucosamine mutase. Gene Ontology annotation, biological process: carbohydrate metabolic process; UDP-N-acetylglucosamine biosynthetic process. The record is from RefSeq and is a predicted model, not a curated record. The transcript has a single exon. NCBI's taxonomy places the organism in Eukaryota, Fungi, Ascomycota, Pichiomycetes, Serinales, Debaryomycetaceae. The coding region runs from base 1 to 1608 and encodes 535 amino acids. Gene Ontology annotation, molecular function: phosphoacetylglucosamine mutase activity; magnesium ion binding.